Engraulis encrasicolus (European anchovy) is the source of this 8338-nucleotide messenger RNA. RefSeq names its product host cell factor C1a (gene hcfc1a). The transcript has 27 exons. Lineage: Eukaryota; Metazoa; Chordata; Actinopteri; Clupeiformes; Engraulidae. Gene Ontology annotation, molecular function: protein binding; transcription coactivator activity. The record is from RefSeq and is a predicted model, not a curated record. Gene Ontology annotation, cellular component: histone methyltransferase complex. Bases 1118 to 6565 code for a protein of 1815 amino acids. Gene Ontology annotation, biological process: regulation of DNA-templated transcription; chromatin remodeling.
UGGCAAAUGCACCUUGUUGUUUCUGUAUUUAGAAGAAACUAUUAAUCAAGCUAGCUAGCGUAUCGUUAACCUAAUAGCUUGAAGUUGGCGGCUUUAGAAACUUGUUAAAAUGUGCAACUGGAAAGUGCAUGUGUUUGUAUGGGGCGUAACUGAAGUGAGGACUCGGUGGCUAAUGUGUUUGUGUUUCAUAUGCACUAAAAAUAUAGUUUUUAAACAAUGUUAGCAGCUGUGUGUUCCUUCAUUGAAUUGAUGACAAGAUGGCGACUCCCAGGGAGGCAUGAAAAUAGCUGCCUGCUAUAAAUGGUGAAAAUAUGUCAUACUUGGGUUGCAAAUAAUGUCGUAGUGCAUUGCGCUCUAUGUGUAAGCAUGCACAAUUCGGUGGUUGCAGUUGAUGUUCAUCGACUACGUAGUGUGCCAUACUGACAUCUGAUUACAAGACGAUUUGCUGCAUAAUUCUUUGUAUUUAUUUUUCACGUCGCCAUUUUUUAAACUGGCGGAGGAGGUUUACUUGACUGUUACAAGAUGGCGACUCCCAUGGAGGGAUACUCUCUGGUUUCUUGGAGAUAUCCGUGCAAAAUGCAAUGUUAAUAUGCACGAAUCUGAAGAAAGACCACCACAGGCUUUUUUCUCAUUGUCUAUUCUGAUGUAUGCGCGGAAAUUUACAAGUUAAAGGACCUGGGAUUUUAUUAUAGACGAACCGGCUUUUUGUCUUCUUACAGACCGUCUAUAAAAUGGCGUCUUCCUUGGAUUUAACAUUUGCUUAAAAUGACUUGACAACUAUGUGGAUGUCGAAACGUCUUAUUUUGCCCAUUACACAGAUGUGAAUAAACAACUUUUACUUGGCUUUUUGGUCGUCCCUGGUGCGACAGCAGUUCCUGGCUGAGCUUGACAGGGUCCUGUGCAGUUCAGUCAGCUAGCACGAGCUAAUUAGCUUCGCAGGGAAAGGUUAGCUUACAAAUUCAUUGUGCUUAGCAGGCUAGCACUAGCUAAUGGCACGUUAGCUAGCCAGCUGCUGCUGGAAAUAGUGCGUUUUCCACGAACUACCUGUCUUACGGGAGCAAAAGGGAACAGAACUUAUUCAAUAUUUUGGUUGGACUUUUUUCUGCACCUAGAGGACAUGACAUCCCCUGGUUCCAUCUUGUCUGGAACCAGCGGCUCAACGCUUCAGCCGCGUUGGAAGAGGGUUCUUGGAUGGUCUGGCCCCGUCCCACGGCCAAGACAUGGGCACAGAGCAGUUGCUAUCAAGGAGCUCAUGGUGGUCUUUGGGGGAGGAAAUGAAGGAAUCGUUGAUGAGCUCCAUGUGUAUAACACGGCUACCAACCAGUGGUUCAUUCCAGCUGUGCGUGGGGACAUUCCUCCAGGCUGUGCAGCGUAUGGCUUUGUUUGUGAUGGCACUCGCCUGCUGGUGUUUGGAGGGAUGGUGGAGUAUGGAAAGUAUAGCAAUGAUCUGUAUGAGUUGCAGGCAAGUAGAUGGGAAUGGAAGAAGCUGAAGCCAAAAUCUCCAAAGAAUGGCCCCCCUCCAUGCCCCCGACUGGGACACAGCUUCUCGCUGGUGGGCAACAAGUGUUACCUGUUUGGAGGGCUAGCCAAUGACAGCGAAGACCCUAAAAACAACAUUCCCAGGUAUCUCAAUGACCUGUACACGUUGGAGCUGCGUCCUGGCUCAUCAGCGGUGGGCUGGGACAUCCCCAUCACCUACGGAGUGCUUCCCCCGCCGCGGGAGAGCCAUACCGCCGUUGUCUACACGGAGAAGACCACCAAGAAGUCUCGCCUUAUCAUCUACGGGGGCAUGAGCGGGUGCCGCCUGGGAGACCUGUGGACGCUCGACAUUGACACGCUCACUUGGAACAAGCCUGGAGUGAAUGGCACUGCUCCUCUCCCACGCAGUCUCCACUCAGCCACGACCAUCACAAACAAAAUGUUUGUGUUUGGAGGCUGGGUUCCGCUGGUUAUGGAUGACGUUAAAGUGGCCACUCACGAGAAGGAGUGGAAGUGCACCAACACGUUGGCUUGCCUCAAUUUGGAUUCAAUGAAUUGGGAGACUGUGUUGAUGGACACCUUGGAAGAUAAUAUACCAAGAGCUCGUGCAGGGCACUGUUCUGUGUCAAUCAACUCUAGACUUUAUGUCUGGAGUGGACGCGAUGGUUACCGCAAAGCCUGGAAUAACCAGGUGUGCUGUAAGGACCUUUGGUACCUGGAAACAGAGAGGCCGGCGGCACCGUCCCGAGUGCAGCUGGUGCGCGCCAACACCAACUCCCUGGAGGUGAGCUGGGGGGCGGUGUCCACGGCCGACACCUACCUGCUGCAGCUGCAGAAGUACGACAUCCCCUCCGCCACCGCCGCCACCUCGCCCUCCCUCAACGCCGCUACCUCUCUGCCCGGCAACUCCCCCAAGAGCCCUGCGCCUGCCUCCGCCGCCCCCGCUGGUCAGAACCUGCCACAGCAGGCGGGCAUCACGCUGGUGCCCCAGGCUUCCUCCCCCACGGCGGCGGGGCUGCCCGUCCUGCCAAACAUGCCUGGGAGCCCACUGGCCGCCUCCACAGCCCGUGGCCCAGCUAUCCUAAAGGUGGCGGCUCCCCAGGCCGGUGCCGGCACCUCCAUUGUCACUGUGCGCCAAGCCAACCAAGCCGGCAAAUCUCCAGUCACUGUGACAUCACUUCCUGCAGGCGUUCGCAUGGUUAUACCAGCACAAACUGCACAAGGAACGCCAAUUGGAACCAGCCCUCAGAUGAGUGGCAUGGCAGCUCUGGCCGCAGCGGCAGCCGCAACUCAGAAGAUCCCGCCCUCCUCCAGUCCCACGGUGCUGAACUUGCCUUCGGGGGCCACCAUUGUGAAGUCCGUCGCCAUGACGCAAGGCUCCACCACACUCCCUACCACCGUUAAAAUGGCCUCCCCAGUCAUGGUGAGCAACCCUGCUACGCGCAUGCUGAAGACAGCGGCUGCUCAGGUGGGCACGGCCACGGUGUCCAGCCCCACCACCGGCACACGGCCCAUCAUCACCGUGCACAAGGGCGGCACCGUCACCGUGGCGCAGCAGGCACAGGUGGUCACCACCAUGGUGGGCGGCGUCACCAAGACCAUCACACUCGUCAAAAGCCCCCUAGGAGGCGGAGGAACUCUGUUCUCUAACCUGGGGAAGGUGAUGUCCGUCGUGCAGACCAAGCCAGGGCAGUCUGCAGUGACGGGACAGUCCUCUACCAGCCCACUCACUCAGAUCAUACAGACGAAAGGGCCUCUCCCUGCAGGCACCAUUCUGAAGCUCGUGACGUCGGCGGACGGUAAGCCCACCACCAUCCUGACCACCAGCCAGGCGGGGAUGGCCGGCUCCAAGCCCACCAUCCUGGGCGUCAGCAGCAUGUCGCCCACCACCAAGCCCGGCACCACCACCAUCAUCAAGACCAUCCCCAUGUCGGCCAUCAUGACCCAGCCAGGAGGAGCCACCGUUACCAGCAGUGCUGGGAUGAAGACCCCCAUCACCAUCCUCACCACUAAGAUGAUGACCUCUGGCACCCCAGGCAAGAUCAUCACCACCGUGCCAAAGCUGGGCACCGUAGGAGGCCAGCAGGGCCUCACCCAGGUGGUUUUGAAGGGAGCCCCAGGGCAGCCUGGUACAAUCUUGCGGACGGUGCCCAUGAGCGGAGUCAGACUGGUCUCUCCGGGCUCAGUGUCCGGUGUCAAGCCAACUGUAACCACCUUGGUCGUCAAAGGCACAACAGGUGUCACGACACUGGGCACAGUCACAGGCACGGUCUCCACCAGCCUGGCAGGGGGCAGCGUGGCCACGGCCAACUCCUCUCUGGCCACCCCCAUCACCACGCUUGGCAACAUCGCCACCCUGUCCAGCCAGGUCAUCAGCCCGGGCGCCAUCACUGUGUCGGCCGCCCAGACCAGCCUCACCACGGCCACCGCCCUGCCCACCACCAUACAGUCGGCAGGUCAGCCCACCCAGGUGACCCUGAUCACCAGCCCCAGCAGCGCGGAGGCCCAGGCGGGUCAGGACCUGCCCAUGUCCAUCCUGGCGUCGCCCUCCUCCGACCAGACUGGCUCUUCCGACGCUGCAGCCGCCACCAACGAGGCCACCCCUGGCACGGUCACACUCGUCUGCUCCAACCCGCCCUGCGAGACCCACGAGACCGGCACAACUAACACCGCCACCACGGCGUCAUCCGGGAUGGGCGGAGGGGUCACUAAGGUCUGCUCCAACCCGCCCUGCGAGACCCAUGAAACCGGCACCACCAAUACAACUACCACGGCGUCAUCCGGAAUGGGUGGAGGGGUCACUCGGGUCUGCUCCAACCCACCCUGCGAAACACACGAGACAGGCACCACCAACACCGCCACCACGGCGUCUUCAAACAUGGGCAACGCCGGCACAACAACGGGCAGCGCGCAGAGGAUGUGUUCAAACCCACCCUGUGAAACACACGAGACGGGCACCACCAACACUGCCACCACGGCGUCUUCAAACAUGGGCAACGCCGGCACAACAACGGGCAGCGCGCAGAGGGUGUGUUCAAACCCACCCUGUGAAACACACGAGACGGGCACCACCAACACCGCCACCACGGCGUCUUCAAACAUGGGCAACGCCGGCACAACAACGGGCAGCGCGCAGAGGGUGUGUUCAAACCCACCCUGUGAAACACACGAGACAGGCACCACCAACACCUCCACCACUGCGUCUUCAAACAUGGGCAACGCAGGCACAACAACGGGCAGCGCGCAGAGGGUGUGUUCAAACCCGCCCUGCGAAACACACGAGACGGGCACCACCAACACCGCAACUACAGCGUCGUCAAGCAUGGCAGCUGGCGGGACGACGGGAGGCGUGCAGAGGGUGUGUUCAAACCCGCCCUGCGAAACCCACGAGACGGGCACCACCAACACGGCCACCACGGCUACCUGCAACAUGGAGACUGGGGAGGGCGCAGCCGAACAGAGUGCAGAGUCCACAGAAGCGUCCAGCAGCACAGAGGUGCCUUCCACGUCGUCAACAACUGCUGGCUCCAGUCGAGCCAUCACCACGGUUACACAGUCCACACCCGCACCUGGACCGUCCGUACCUUCCAUCUCGUCCAUCGCGGAGUCUUCGUCGGGUGCGGUGCCGUCCGAGCUGACUCAGGACGAGCUGAGUGGCGUGGGCAGCUCGGGGACCGCGGAGGAGCCCAUGCAGACUGACUGUCCACCAGAGGGCGCCCUGCCCAUGGAGGGGGCACAGACUGCAGAGAUGGAGGCGGCAGCGUCGUCCCAGCAGCAGGCGGAGGCCCUGGGUCUGCCGUCGGAGCUGAUGUCGUCAGAGGGCCAGGCCACCACCCUGAUGGUGACAGGGCUGACCCCCGAGGAGCUGGCGGUGACGGCGGCGGCGGAGGCUGCAGCUCAGGCGGCCGCCACUGAGGAGGCCCAGCAGGCCCUGGCCAUGCAGGAGGCGGCCAGCGAAGAGGCCCAGGCUCUCGCCAUCCAGGCCGUGCUGCAGGCCGCACAGCAGGCCGUCAUGAACGAGGGUGACGGUGGCUCGGAGCAGCAGCCCCACACCAUCCCCAUCGUGCUAACCCCUGCGGAGCUGGCGGCGUUGGUGCAGCAACAGCAGCAGCUGCAGGAGGCCCAGCAGCAGGCGGCCGCCGCGGCACAGCAGCCCACCGAGGGCCUGGCGCCUGCCGACAGCCUCAACGACCCCGCCUCCGAGAGCAACGGGCACGGCGACAUGGCCGCCGCCGUCUCCAGCACCGUCGCAGGCCUGCUACCCAGCACGACAUUGGCGCCGUCAAUCACUUUUGCAUCAGCAGUGGCCAGCCCCACCAAGAUGCAGGCAGCUGCAGCACUGGCCGAAGUGGCCAACGGCAUUGAGAAGCAGGGCGCUCCUCCGGCACCAGCGAGGGUUGCCGUCAAGAAGGAAAACCAGUGGUAUGACGUGGGCAUCGUCAAGGUGACCAACAUGGUGGUGACCAGCUACUACGUGCCAUCAGAUGACUCAGCCUACACGGAGGAUGACUCGGGGGCGAUGCCCGACUACGCUGAGAUGAAGCGGAUGGAGCUGCAGCCAGGCACGGCGUACAAGUUCCGUGUGGCGGGCAUCAACGCCUGCGGCCGUGGCACCUUCUCAGAGAUCUCUGCCUUCAAGACCUGCCUGCCCGGAUUCCCAGGGGCCCCCUGUGCCAUCAAGAUCAGCAAGAGCCCAGACGGUGCCCACCUGACGUGGGAGCCGCCCUCGGUGACCUCGGGCAAGAUCAUCGAGUACUCUGUCUACCUGGCCAUCCAGAGCGCCCAGACCACAGAGGCCAAAGGCUCGGCGCCGGCCCAGCUAGCCUUCAUGCGCGUCUACUGCGGGCCCAGCCCCUCCUGCCUGGUGCAGUCCUCCAGCCUGUCCAACGCCCACAUAGACUACACCACCAAGCCCGCCAUCAUCUUCCGCAUCGCCGCACGCAACGAGAAGGGCUACGGCCCCGCCACGCAAGUCAGGUGGCUCCAAGAAUCGAGCAAAGACGCCGGAGCUAAGCCUGCUGCUAAGAGAGCAGUGACUACACCAGAAAUGAAAGCUGGUCCUAAGAAAGCUCGGAUGGACCAAUGAGGAGGUGCUGAGGCGUGCCCCCCUCUCUUCCAUCCCUCGCUGCCCUCCUGCUGAAUCCUAAUUCUUUCAUAGGUUCCCAUACCCUGCCCCACCAACCCCCCCUUCCCCGGCCCAUUCCAGCGCUAGAGACUACAGGCACAAGCAGACAAACACCAUGGAAUGUUCAUUGAACCCAGCCAAGCACAUUUGCUUGUUUUCUGGUUUUGUUCGGUUUCUUUUUCUCCUCCCCGUCAAUAUUUGGCCAUUCAUCAUUAACUUUUCUUUUUUUUUUUUUUUUUUUUUGUAAACAGUGGGCAGAAAUACUUGUAGAUUUCACCUCCCUUUCUAGUGUUUCUCACUUUUUAAACAAUAAGGUGGCAUUCCAAAAGAAAAAGAACCAAAAAAGGCCUCUCCCUCUCUUUUCCCAAUUUCCCCUCCUUUUUGUUUUUGUUUGUUUGUUUUCCUUUGGCCUACCUGCAUCAGUUCCUUAAUAUGCCAUUUGGUCCUGGCAGGGUUGUGAGUAGGUGAUCUUUUUACAAACAGCAUGGCAGACUGAUGGGAGGGGGAAGGGAGAAACUGGUGCGGGCCAGUGGCACAGGUGGCAUUUGUCCAACAACUUGUACAACAGAAAGAAGAAAAAAUAACAAAGCACUUGUCAUUACACACACACACACACACAGAAACACACACACACACACACACACAAUAGACCCCCACUGUUUUUUGGGGGGGCGAGUGGGGGAGUCUAGGAUGUUGCUAAGCUCAAACACACAAGAGAUAUGGAGAUGUUCAACACAACGUGUUAAGCUCUGGACUCAAGUUUUAGGCAUUGAUGUUGCCGUGUGCUGGUGUUGAUACCAGUAUGAUGGAGACUUUUUUUUGUGAUGCUGCCACUGUGUCGUGAGCGGAGAAGUGGACAAGAGGAUGACUGAUUUGAAACUUUGCUACAACCGAACCUUGCAGUAUAUAUAUUCACAAACACGCAAUGUGCAGACAAAACACACCUACACAAACAGACAAAAAAAGCAACAAAAAAAAUCCCAAAAAAUUAGAAAGCUAUGAUGCAGAAGAUCUUUGUGUAGUUUAUUUUUGUAUUUUUACGCUUUUCUCUCCUGUGUGUAUGUGGAUGUCAAGUGUUUUUGUUUUGAGGGUUUUUGUUUUGUUUUUGUUUUCUUUUUCGUCCCUUGUGUUCGAUAAUCCCCAUAGUUUAAAAGUCAGGCUGGCAUGGAGAGUGGCGUUCACUGGAUUAAGGGAAGAGAAGCGCCAUUUUGUAAAAUCUCAGUGGGACAUGUUCCUUGUUUGUAAGAAAAUCAGAAGGGGGUUUUGUACUUUUGGCACGUAGAUGAAAUAGGAAUGAAGGGAACUUGGACCCAGGGAAAUGAGGGGUUUCUAACUUCUUUUUGUUUUAUUGUGUUUUUUUUCCCUCACCUGUUUACGGCUCUUCUCAAACGCUCAUUAUCACUUUAGUGGACAUGUAUGCCAAACAUGGAAUUGUAAAGUAUAUAAUAAAAAUUAAAUCUGUAACUUGUUUUUUUUUACCCUCUUCCCCCAGCACACCUUAGUUCUCCAGACCUUUGUGUCCAUACUAUGCUUUUUAAAAUAUGUAUGUAUAAAUAUAUAUAUUACAAGCUCUAAGGCUUCAUGAACUCUCCCUUGCCUACAUUUUAGAAAUGAUGUAAACUAUUUUUAGAUUUUUUUUUUUUUCUUCCUCCCCCUCCCUCUUACUCACCCUCUGCAUUACAUUGUGAAGGAAAAUUAUCUGUGAAGCUCUGAAAUAAUAAAUUUUUACCUUCA